CGCAUAGUUAAUUUCCACGAUGUGUAUUCUGGUAGGUGAAAGAAACCUAGACAAAAAAGCUGGACAAACAGAGGGAACGGAGACUGGGAACGCGGCCAUUGAGGAGGAGGUGCAUCAACAAAUCACCCCCAUUAACAAGCAAGGUACAAGUCAGAACAGAGAGGAAAUAAAAUCUUCAGGAAUAGAAGCGAAGGACACUAACAACGUGGUUGCUGAGAUAUCCGAAGAAGAUAAUCCUAGUAAUAAGAAAAAAGAUGCCAAUCAUGGGAAAGAAAGCGACAAAGCUCCGGAGGAAGAAGCAAGCCUCAAUAAUAAUGGGACCGAUGGAGAACAAGUUAGUCUUGAUGAUGAUUUUGAACACGUUUCCAAGGAAGAUGUGGUGCAAGAGAUGAGCAGAGAUGGAGCUGCAGCAUCGAAGGAGAACACCACUGUAAACGUUGACACGAAGGAGCAAGGUAACACAUCAGAUGGGUCGGACGAGCAUAGGAGAGAGGAGAGUUCCAAAACUCCUCUUCAGGUAAAAGCGAUUUCAAGAACCCAGGCUUUCAGUUAAUCUUGUGACUUCACAAUCUCCGAACCCACAUAGGCUUAAUACAUCGGGUAAUAGACUAGAAGAGCCAUAUAGGAGUGAGAGGAACAUAAGAGAUGACAAUUUCGGAGUUUGUCUGCACACACUCGUAAAAUGGGCAAUUGGGGACAAAAAGCUAUAUUUGGUAAUAAUCAAAACAUUUAGUGAUUUCGAGAGUCCAUGCAUUCAUUUAACUGCGGACCUGCGAUAAAGAAAGAAAGAGGUACACGAUUUAUCAUAAACACAGAAUUUUCUCAAUUGUUUGUAUAUCACUGUAAUUUAGUUAUAUCAUGUUCAUUUUCGAAACAUAAUCAAUAUGAAUAAAGGCAAGUC
Strongylocentrotus purpuratus (purple sea urchin) is the source of this 901-nucleotide messenger RNA. RefSeq lists its product as uncharacterized. Lineage: Eukaryota; Metazoa; Echinodermata; Echinoidea; Camarodonta; Strongylocentrotidae. The transcript is spliced from 6 exons. The coding region runs from base 20 to 553 and encodes 177 amino acids. The record is from RefSeq and is a predicted model, not a curated record.